Tetrahymena thermophila SB210 is the source of this 3798-nucleotide messenger RNA. Its product is annotated as phage head-tail family protein, putative. The record is from RefSeq and is a predicted model, not a curated record. The transcript has 10 exons. Gene Ontology annotation, molecular function: calcium-activated cation channel activity. Gene Ontology annotation, cellular component: plasma membrane. Lineage: Eukaryota; Ciliophora; Oligohymenophorea; Hymenostomatida; Tetrahymenidae.
AUGGAAACUAAUUAAUAAAAUGUAAAGCAAAAUUCAUAAUUUUCAUUAUCUUCGUCCUCCUCGUCUGAUGAAAAUAAAAAGCAAGGUGAGAAGAUGUCUUAAGAAUAAUGUUAGUAAGGAGAGGAAUAAUAAAACAAUAAUAUAAAUUUUAAUGACCAAUCUAAGUAGUUCCAAAAUGAUAUAUUUUAAAAUAAUGACAAGAUUUCAAAUAAUCAUCAAUUCUAAUAGUCACAUCAAACAAAUGAAAACCAGUAAUUAAGUGGCAAUGAUUAAUAACCAUAUAUUUUUAAUAAUAAACCAUAUACCUAGCAAUACAGGGAUCUAUUUAACAACUAUGAUGCCUACAAAAUACCUCCAGACUUUGUAAAAGCUGAUCAGCAUAGGUUGGCGAACACAGUAGGACCAGAAAAAGAUAUUAAUCAGAUUAAAGAAAAUGAAAAUAUAGAGUAUUGCGAGUGUUGUGCUAGAUAAAUUUAGAGAAAUUAAUUAUCUUUGAAAUGCAACAUUUACGAGCUCAGUUUUCUAGGGUGCGGUUUUCCGCUUUAUUUUUAUUUUUUGAAGUAGUGCAUGAUAAUGCUUUCUAUAUGUUUAUUUGUUUGUGGUAUUUUUAAUAUAAUAACUAAUAUUAUUGGUUCAGAGCCUUGCACAAAACAAUAGGAAUCGUAAUAGAAUAAUGCUUCAUCAUCAAAUGAGGCUAUAUGUGUAUAGGGAGGCUAUUUCAGCAUUUUUGCGUUAGGGAGAAAGCAAGACUAAGACACUUUUAUGCAGAUUCAAGGCUAUUUAAAUUUAACUUCAAUGAUAGCCAUGAUGAUAUUUCUACAGUUUUUUAGAAAAUUGUAAAGGGAAUUAGCUUAUAAAUGUGAUGACGAAGACAUUGCAGCUAAUGAUUACACAAUCAUGAUAAAAAACAUUCCAAAAGAUUUUGAUGCAAUAAAUGAUGACUAUGAUGAUGAUAUAAAGGAGUUUUUUGAGAAAAACUCUCUAUAAGAAAAACGAGUGGAGGUGAUUUCAGUUACUCUCUGCUAUAAUCUGACUGAAAUAACUGCUCUAUAAAAUCAAAAGGAAAAACUUAUUCAAUAAAAAAAGAAAUGUCUUACAACGAUAUAUAAAACUUAAAAUUAAAUAGAUUCAUAUGACUAUUCAAAGGAUAAAUUAUCAAGAUAAAUUACAGAGAAAGAAGCUUAGUCUUAAAAUGAAGCCAUUUAAAAGCAAAACUCAAUAAAAUUAAAAGUAGGUAUAGAGUUAGGAUAAACAGAAAGUUAAAACGAUCAAAUAAAGAGAGAAACUUUUGAUGAAAAUUUAGAUGUAAAUAAAUAGCUUGAAAUAUAGGAAAAAAAUAAAUCCAAUUAAAAUAUGUUUUAAAGUCUUAAUGGAAGCCCAUUACAGUCUAAUGUGAGAAAAGAUUAUCUUUAAUUUUUAACCAAACACUAUUCAAAUUCUAUUGAUUAAUCUAAUGUUGAUAUUCCUGCUGCUUCAGACAUGCCUUAAGAUAUUGCUGAAAAAUCUGAAAAAAAUCUAAAAAUAAAAUUUAAAGGAAGUAAAUCGAUUGAAAUGCAAAUAAAAAGAUUAAAAGAAUAGCUUUUAGAAGAGGAAAAAAACCUAAAAAUCAUAGAAAAACAGAUUUCAUAUUUAGAUAAGCAACAUUAAGAUCUGACCUAAAAGCUCAUGCAAGGCUAAGGAAAGGAGUUUAUGAAAAAAUAUUUUACAGGCAAAGCUUUGGUGUGCUUUAAAUAUGAAUAAGAUAAAGAAGAAAUCAUUAAUAGAUACAAAGCAAUAGGUAUUUCUCAAAAAAUUAUAUCAAGGGAAAAAAAUUUAGCAGAGAAUUAGAUGAUUUACCAUGGUAAUAAAUUAACAAUUAUAUAAGCUCCAGACCCUAAUGAUAUAAAUUGGAUGAAUUUACAUGUUUCAAAUAAAGAAAAGAUUAAAAGGAGGCUUAUUGGGUUUUUCUUAUCAAUUGUUACUUUGUGCAUUUGUGCAUCAGCAAUAUAUGCUUUUCAUGUAUUCUAAUAAUCUUAAGUUUAAGGAAAUAAAGAAUCUUCUAAUACAGUAAAAAUUCAAAUUAUCACUUAUGCUCUAGCUAUUCUGAUCAAUGUUUAUAACUUUAUUUUGUGUGUAAUACUACAAAUUAUCAAUAGAUAUUGUAAAAAUUCUACUAGAACUAAAGAUAAUAUUUUUCUUUCAAAAAGUCUCUCAACAGCAAGAUUUAUAAACUCUGCUAUUGUAGGUUUUAUUAUUUAGUUGUACGUUUCCAAAAAAUCAACUAAGUAAGAAAUUCUCUUUGGUCAAGGUGGACUUGCCGAUGAUGCUAAUUAUUUUAUGAUUACAAACUGUAUUUUACCUACUAUAGCUCAAGUAGUCAAUGUUGAGUAUUACAUAUAGGCUUUUCUCAGAAAAAUUGAGGAAAAAAAAGGAAAUUAAUCAGUUAAGACACAAGAAGAACUAAAUUUAAUUUCUGAAAAUCCUCAGUUCCCUAUUGAAGAAAGAUAUGCUUAGCUUUUAACCACUAUGUUCACAACAGCUUUUUAUUGUCCUAUUGUUCCUAUAACGAUAAUUUGGUCUCUCAUCUGUUUUAUUCUCUAAUAUUGGAUUGAUAAGUACAAUUUAAUCUACAGAAGCUCAGUUAAGUAUAAUAUGAGUUCAGAAUUAAGCUUAGAGAUGACUGAGCAUUUGGAAUACUUUUUACCAAUUUAAUGUCUUUCUACAUUAAUUUUUUACCAAUAUGCAAAUGGCGGUGAAUUUGGACUUUCUUCUAUAUUAGGAACAGUUUUAGGAUUUUUGCAUGCUUUCUUACCUAUGCAAGAAAUAAAUGAAAGGUUUUUUAAUGUUAAAAACCCAUAAGCAAAUACGAUAGAUUAUGAAAGUGCAUAGAAAUACUUUAUAACUGAUUACAAUAGAGAAAACCCAAUUUACAAAAUGCAAGCUAGACAAAACCAUGUCUUAAAUAUGAGUAUGAAAGUUAGUGUUUAAAAAGAUUCUUUGAGAAGAUGUGGUUUUAAUUUAGGCCAUCAAUUACUUGAAGACAGCAUACAAUCUAAAAAUUCUCAAACUCCGUAGUAAAGAUAAAGCAUUUUUAGUCCUUAAUUUGUUAUCACUUAAGAAAAUGAAAAUCGCUUUUCUCAUUUCUUAAAACACAAUGAAGAAUCAGAGAAAUUUUCUUCUAAUUUUGAUGGUAAAUAAUAAAAUCCGUUUUAAAAACUCGAGGAAAAAAUAUAUCAUAAAAGCUCAUCAUAUAAGAAAUGUCAAAUUUAACAAAAUAUUAAGUCUGAUAAGAAUGAUACCAAUUUUGGAAUAGCUGAUCAUGAUUAAUCAUCUGUAUCCCUGAAUUUCAAAACUUAAUAAUAAAACAAUAAGGCUUUUAUUUUUCCAUCAAAAUCAUACACUAUCAAUAAAUAAAACAUUUAGUUUACCCUUAAGAUUAAGCCAUUCAUGCUUAAAUUACCGUAGAAAUCAAAUGAAACAGAAUCUAGUGAAUAGUAGCCGUAAAAAAAAUAGAAUAAAAUAAACAAUUUACCAUAAAGUAGGCAUAUUAACAGUAAAAGUAUGUGUUUACCUACUGAUUUAAGAAUUAUAUCCAAACACAGUAAAAAUAGUUUGAGUUUUGGUUCUAAAUAUGAUACUUUUGCUUAAACAUUUACUAAACCAAAUUAAUAACAAUUGAACACAGCAGGAAAUUUUGAAAAAUUAGGAUAAAACAUGCAUUUAUAAUUCAAUUUUAACUAUAAAGACUUUCCACUUAAAUACAAAGAAGAUCAUAUAUUGGAUUAAUAAAUAGAAGAUGCUAUCAAAAUCACAGAGUGA